Molecule: messenger RNA, 351 nt
Organism: Staurois parvus
Lineage: Eukaryota; Metazoa; Chordata; Amphibia; Anura; Ranidae
Source: the annotation of a GenBank genome assembly
AUGCAGACUGCUUCUACAAACAUCUGUGAAAGAAUGGGUCGCUCUCAGGAGCUCAGUGAAUUCAAGCGUGGUACCGUGAUAGGUUGCCACCUGUGCAAUAAAUCCAUCCGUGAAAUUUUCUUGCUACAAAAUAUUCCACGGUCAACAGUGUUAUUAUAACAAACUGGAAGCAACUGGGAACAACAGCAACUCAGCCACGAAGUGGUAAGCCACGUAAAAUGACAGAGUUGGAUCAGUGCAUGCUGAAGCGCACAGUGCGCAGAGGUCGCCAACUGUCUGCAGAGUCACUUAGUUCCAGUGAAGGGUACUUUUAAUGCAUCAACAUACCAAGACAUUUUGGACAAUUUCAUG